AUGGAUCUACCGGGAGUCCGUGCAGCUUGGGGUUUACCGGUGGAUGGUGUACCUACCUCUGCAAGUGCCGACUCAAGGCAUCUAGCCUCCUCCAGCUCUCUCGAAAGAGGCGUACGACCGGCCGCGCCCGAGAUGAUGGCUGAAACCCAAAGGAGGGCAAGAAGGCUUGCAAAUGAUGUGUUCGUUGGUACCAGGGGCAAUGAUCUGUCGAGGGAUCUCAACGCCGCUGUGGAUACUUCCCACUACCCUAUAGAAGCUGGUCACCCAAGUGUCGAAGCGCAGGGGUAUGACGGGGACGACGACGAAGAGGUGGUCGGUGCCGACGACUCUGGAUACGCCGAACGAGACUCGACAGGAUCUGGGUCUCAGGAAGACUCAACAGAGAGGGACAGUGAAGCCUCGCCAGAGUCAAAGCCAAGGCGAAAGACAGCAAGGGGCUGUAGGUCCGGGAAGAAGGUGAAAGAGAAGCGAGAACAGCGUCGGCAAGAAAAGGAUCGUCCAAGGCUUUUGGCGAGGAGAGCUUUACUCGAGCGUCAAUUUGUUGGUAUUUACGAUCAUGCUGCUGUCGGAGGUGUGAUGCCUUAUCCAGGUGCUGGACAUGGUCUACCCCAGCGCCCCCCUCCAUUGUAUCCUUUCCCACGUCAGAUUUCACCUCACCGGCCAGAUGCCUGGCAUCAACCGUCUCAGCAGGCCCAUCAGUCACCCCAGCAAAGAUAA
Cryptococcus wingfieldii CBS 7118 is the source of this 717-nucleotide messenger RNA. RefSeq lists its product as hypothetical. Bases 1 to 717 code for a protein of 238 amino acids. The transcript has a single exon. NCBI's taxonomy places the organism in Eukaryota, Fungi, Basidiomycota, Tremellomycetes, Tremellales, Cryptococcaceae. The record is from RefSeq and is a predicted model, not a curated record.